Messenger RNA from Colletotrichum spaethianum, 756 nucleotides. RefSeq lists its product as uncharacterized. Lineage: Eukaryota; Fungi; Ascomycota; Sordariomycetes; Glomerellales; Glomerellaceae. The coding region runs from base 1 to 756 and encodes 251 amino acids. The transcript has a single exon. The record is from RefSeq and is a predicted model, not a curated record.
AUGACUACAACCAGCACAGGUUCUGGGGGCAUCUCGACGGCGACGGUAACAACCACAGCGACACCCGACGGUAGCAAUGGCUUGGAUGACGGCGCAAAGGCCGGCCUCGCAAUCGGCAUUAUUCUCGCUGUCCUCUUAUUCAUGUUUAUCGGGUACAAGAUGUUUCUGAAAUACCGCGCGAACCGAAUGAAUGCCGCAGCAACUACAACAAACGGAGAUAUCGGGCUUGGUAUGGGAGGUGCUGCAGGUGCUGCGGGAGCAAUAGGGGCGGCAGCAGCGAAAUUUGGAUCCGAAGACAACACAACGCACGCGUACAAGUCGGAGCUCAACGGCGAGUCGAGAACCAUGGCUGAAUUGGAUCCGCGGUCGAUAUCAGAGCUCGAUACGUCAGCGGCAGUCGCAGUGCCGAGGACGACCGGUGUGCACAGACAAUUUGCCGAACUCGACCCAGACCCUCCAACACAACUCAGCGAGCUACCAGCCGAUAAUUACGAUCCGACGUUGAACACGAACUCGCUGCCACCUGCAUAUGUGUCCCCAAUGACAGAAUCAGGGACUCGCAACACGCUCUACUCGACCGUCUCACCAGUAUCGCCCGAUUCUAGCACGAUGCAAUCAAACCACGGGUUGGGAAUUUCCAGCAUUUCUGAAGGAGAUGCCUCGUCAGGUGCCAACAGUAGUGCAGGACCAUGGACGAACCAGACUCCAACAGUACAGCAGGGGUUCGGACGAGGAUGGCUGCCAAAAGAAAGAUGA